This is a messenger RNA of Harpia harpyja (harpy eagle), 4243 nucleotides long. It is a transcript of the gene LINS1, whose product is annotated as lines homolog 1. NCBI's taxonomy places the organism in Eukaryota, Metazoa, Chordata, Aves, Accipitriformes, Accipitridae. The record is from RefSeq and is a predicted model, not a curated record. The coding region runs from base 1475 to 3787 and encodes 770 amino acids. The transcript has 8 exons.
GGCCUUCUGGAGGAGAGUGAGGGGGAAGGGGGCCUGCAGGCCGGGGGGGGGGCGGCGCGGGGCUCUGCGCGCCGGCUGGUUUUGGGGCAGUGAUUACACACGUCCUCCUGUCACCUCCGUUCCCUGUCAGGGCGGAGUGUCGCGGGUCUUGCUACCAGCAACCCAGUGCUUGCACUUCUGAAAGGCCAGUGUGAGAGGUACCAUAAGUGGCCAGUGAGGUCGGAUCGGGUCCGUCUAGUCUUGUCUCUAGUGGCUAAAGAUGCUUGCCAAAGAGCAGAUAAAGCAUCUGGCAUGCUUAGGUGUCAAAGUUAAUGGUCAGGGAUUGGACAGCUCGCAGCAGAGGUUAUUUGCAACCUCUGGGAGGAAAUGACAUUAUUUUAGAGAUGUUUACAGUAUUUCAGCACUGGGCGGAAGCAUAUUCUUUAUUGAGAGAUGAGCCUACGAAGUCAUUGCAGGUACAAGUAGUCCAAAGGACAUUUUAUUUCUUAAAUGAUUCACCCAUUGCAUUGUAAGGAGAUCCAGAGCCUACAGAGUCAUACCCAAAAGUCAGGGACUGUGGCUUCAUUUUGCUUCAUCUGAUUUAAUUUUUUAAUGAAAAUAGGGUGUUCUGGAUAGUUUUUUUUUCUCCCAGUUGCUACUCAUGCAAUUAAUAUUUAAUAGUGUAUAUGUAACAGGGAAAGACUAUUAUAGGGACUUGACAAUAGCUUUCUGUAAUCAUGCCUCUUCACUAAUAUCUCUGAGUAAUUGUGUCAUCAUAAGCCAUUUGUUUUAGUAAAAAAAAAAGUAAAAUGUGAUAUCAACAAUGUUAGUGCAGUGAAAUCAAUGCUUUCUAUGACUUUGUGCUGAAUUACAUAUCACACCUUGUAGAAAUAUACAUAUUUUAUAACUCUGAUUUAGGAUAUUCUGAAGGCAUUUGCAACCACUUAAGCUUCACUUGCUUGGUUUAUGAUGGUCCUUAAACCUUACAGGCUUCAGCUGCCUUCUGAGUUUUCAUCUCCAGUUCUUUGUUUCCUUUUCCAUCAAGGUUCUUCUCUCAUUUCGUUUGCAGCGCUGCAUGACUUUGGUUCUGAUUUUAAAGCCUAACUAAAGUAGUCAUGAAGAUAAUAUGUAACAAAAUAUUUAUUUUUUUUUUCUGUAUAGUUUUCCUUUCUGUCUUUUGCCUGAUCAGUCUAUAUAUAAGGCUUUUAGAACUGUUUCCUAUUGUUUAUGCAGGAGUCUGGCACUGUGAGGGGUUACCUUAAUUGGUUUUUAGAUGCUGUCAUGAAUAACUCAAAUAAAUAAUACAAAUUCGCUUCUGAAGGAAAUACUGCCGGAUGGUGGAAGAAGUGAGGAUUCUGGGUAAUGUAGAAGAGAAAUGCCUAAUAGUGCUUCUCUUUCUCUUACUGAAUAAAAAUAACUUCAAAGCUGAUUUGCGGUGACCAUGAAUCAUCAGUGAAGACAUACGGCAUUUUCUGGAAUAUUGAAUGUUCUCAUAAUGAAGAUCUCUCUUCUGCAGCAGAUGUAUAAGGACGUACUGGUAGGCAUUCCGCUAGCAAAGGAAAGCCAUCAUUAUACCUCUUUACUUAAUCUGUGUGUUGAGCAGUCACCAGGAAGAGAUGAAUCAUGUAAUCGGAUGCAUCUGCCAUCUACUAAUGGUGGUAUUAGGAGCCAUCAGGACGCUGAUAUGUCGAAUGCAGUUGUCCCUACAACAGACGAUACAUCAAAUAGCUUUGCAAAUGUGAACUCCUCAUUCUGUCCACGAGAAGUGAUGCUUCUGCAGUUAACCUUGAUCAAGAUGAUGGUUGCUAAAGCAGAGUCCCAGGAAAUUGAAUUCAAUACGAGACAGAAGUACUGUGAGAUCUUUGUCCUUCUUCUGAAGGAGGCAAAAAUUGACUCAAAAUUGAUUUGUCUGCUUGGUAGUUAUGAUCAGCUGUUAUCUCACAUGGCUUCAAAAAGUUUAGCAUCUCUUGUGUAUUUCCAGCUGAAGGAAGAGAACGCAUUAAAUGUCACCUGGCUCACCUUUAGUUUGAAGACUCUUUCAGGAUUCCCUGUGAAUACCCAGGUAGCAGAAUGUCUGUGGACUCUUACAACUAUUAUCAAGGACAUGCUGAAAGAUGAAGUUUUACCCAAAGCAGGUAUUUUGAAGAAGUUGUUGGCUCCUCUUGAUGCUGUGCUUGAAGGAUUUUAUAAUUCCAUUCUGUUCCAUCAUUUUGACAGUCAGCACUAUACUUCACCUUAUUCUGAAGCUGCAAACAAUUUGAUCAGUUUUAUAGAUCUGCUUGAAGCACUUCUGGCUUCCAGAAUUGAAUUAGAACUACCGCUCAGAUGCCAGAGAGUAUGUUUUUUGAAAGUUUCUUACAUCCUGAAACUCAUUAGCUCAUCAAUUCACUAUUUAAUCAAGAAGAAGUUAAUUAUGCUCCUUAAAAAAUGUGUCCUUUACAAGUCCAGAGAACAUGCUAAAAGUGGAUCACUGUUCUUACAAAACCCAUCUUUAUAUGAGGAUAUGCUUGCCCUGAGUAAUGCUGUUCUGCAGGCUGUGAAUUUGACUUGGCUUAAUCAGAUCCCACUCAGUGAAAAGGCCAGCUACUUUGGAGGCAGUGAGGCUGUUCCUGGAGAUGGUACUCAAGGUGGUACUGACCAAACUGUUCUCAGAGCCUUAAGUCUGGUUGUGCUUAAAGCACUGGAAUUCAAGUUUCAGAACUCUGCUACAGAAGCUGAAAUCAAAGGAGACUUUCAGAGUUCCAUGUCCCAGCUGUUGAAAUUCUGGAGGAGUCAUCUGAAGGCUUCCCUACAGUUUCACCCAGUUGUACAUCACUGUGAAUGGGUCUCCUUGAUUUUCAUAGAGCAAGAUGAUGAUAUGUGGGAAGCUGCUAAAGCUUUAUUACUCAUCUAUUUAAAAUUUGAUAGGUUACGGCAUGAUGCUGCUGAUAACUUAAGCCAAAAAGAGGAGAAAACCUGGAACUUCCUUACACAUGCAAGUGCAUAUAAUCCUCACUGUAUCUUUUUAUUUUUUCUAGAAGAAAUCGCAUUUGAUUCCACAGUACUUCUAGAUUUUCUGAUUUCGUCAGAAACUUGCUUUCUAGAGUACUUGGUAAGGUACUUAAAGCUUCUUAGCAAAGACUGGCAUCAGUUUGUAGAUGUCUGUAACGGUUUUGAUACCAAGGAUGGCACUUUUCAAUCAAUUUCUUCUGUCAAGCCACCCCAUCAAGAAAAACAAAGCUGUAUGACUGAUGAAAGUUUGCAAAAUGCUUGUUGUGAACCAGAACCACAGACUCUGGUAGCUUUGGCUGCUUCUCACAGCUACUCAGUGUUUACAACAGAGCAAGGUGAUAAUGAAGUUGUUGAGUCUAACCAGUCUAACUCAUUGAUAUGCACUGAUAGUACAUCUCUGCUGGGUUCUCUUCAAAGCCUUGUUAAUUAUGACAGCUCAGAAGACUCUGAAUUAGAAUCAGAUGGAGAAGAGUGCUUGGUAAACACAAAGCAGGUGCCUUUAAAUAAUGAGGGUGAGGUGAGGAUAAGGGAAACUGUUUGCAGCUACACAGAUGAUAAACAGAAUACACUCAAGUGUGAAGUGUUGCCUCUGAAACAAAAGGGAUCUAAUACCUUAUCCUGUUUGACUUGUACAGCAUCUUUGGAUAACGUCAUUCCCCUAAGGACAAUGCUUUACAAAUCAACAAAAUGUUUGGAAGAACUGCAAAAAGCUAUUUCUAGGUUGCAGAGAAGAAAUCUUUUCCCAUAUAAUCCAUCUGCGUUGUUGAAGCUACUGAGCCAUGUUGAGAAGAUCAGUAAGAACAUGAAUCCACAAUAAUCCAAAGAAGUGUUCCGGUGAUUUUUUUGUUAACUAGUCCACUAGGGAAUGUUUCCAUAAGAUUAAUGACUUCUAAAGCUCAUGCCUCUUGCACCUGUCAGCGUAUUUAACUUGCAACAGGAUAAACGUGUUUUUGGUUGACACCUUAAAAAUCUGCAAUUGAAUUCAGUGAUAUGAACCAUUACCUUAGGGUCCUAAGCUUAUUCAUGGUAUGUAUGUCAGUGUAUGGUAUAUAAGGAUUAAUUGUUAGGUAUUCAAAAUUUGAUAAUAAAUGACUAAUGUGAAAGCAUAUCAACAAUAUAUAAUACUUAAAGUAUUGUCAAUUAUACUUAAUGUCAUUCUAUAUAUGAAGUCAUUGCCAGAUUGGUAGUGAUUUAUGGACAGCAGUGCAGCGUUAAUGCAAUGCUUGACUGCUCAGAGGUUGAGCUAAAUAAAAUAUUUUAGUCGGGGACAGUU